AUCUAAUUUCUAAUAAGAACAAAUGUGUUUAUGAACAUUACUGACUACAUUACUAUUCAGGAACUGACACAUGGUGUUAAAUGGAAGAGCAAAAAUAAAUCUUGCUAAAAAAAAAACAUACAUAUUUAUCAUUAUGUAUCGUAUAUUGAGGACAAAACCUUUGGGUAUUCAUUUUCAAAUGGAGAAAAAAAGAAAGUUAUAUUAAAAUUCUAACUCUGAGGGUACCGUUUCCAGCCAUCUAUAUGUGCUGCAAUCAUAGAUUUUCCAUGGUGGGCCUGAGGUGAUCUAGACCCUCAUUUGUGAAAGGUCCUCCAUGGGCCCCUUAAUUCAAAUUACCAGAUACACCACUGACAUGGCUGAAUUUACAUCCCUAAAACUAUCUACCCUUAAAAAUAAUUUGUAUAUCUUUAGCUUUAUUAACUUUCAAUUGAAAAAUUAAAAUUAAAAAAAAAAAAAAAUCAUAAAAGAAAAAUUACCCAUCAUAAGGUCUUUAAGACAAAUAAAUUGGCUGGUAAUCAAGUUGAGGAUUUCUAUAGUAAAAAGUCUUUUUAUCAUUUUAUCAUUAGAAAUUAAUAAGUGACGUCAUGUUGUAAAUUCUCUUUUUUUAGGAUUUUCUUUAUUUUACCUUCAAAAUGGAGAUAGAAAAAGCUAUGUAUUUACUUUAUAUUAUAUGAUAAUAAAGUGCAGAUAGUUUAAGAUGUAUAAACAUCGGAUUUCGAAAGCAUGCAUGAUUAUAUCAACUGAGAUUAAAAACAAUUCAAUCACAAAUUGAGCACCGCAAUAUUAUCUUAAGUGCACUUUUACUUUUACCAAUGUUACCUUUACAGGAUACUGUAUGGAUUGAAAAGUAAACACUUCCUAAGAAAUUAGUAGCAUUUCCAUUUACCAAAAAGGAAAUCUAGCAUUAGAAAAACUGCUGAUCACUGUAGGUUCAGCCUUGACGCAGCCUACAGAAGUACCACAUAAUCAUUGAGAAAAUAGAAGGCCUUAAGCAGGCCAGAGUACCACGUAAAAAAUCCAAGUGAAUUUUGUAUCUUUGCAGAGAAAAAGACUUUUGCUAGUAAAUCUAUGAUAUAAAGUUUUAUGAUUGAAGAGAUAAUAAGUGUGACCAUCAUACUCCUACGCCUGUAACUACUAUACCAAGAUUUGAUUACCAGCAUCUAAAACGAUAUUACAGUACAGAGAGAUAUCUAUGACACACUUACAAGCAGUAGGUAAUUGACACAGAACUGCUGAUAACAAAACUAUAUAAACGCACCAUAAUGACUCAGCAAGCAAUGUGCUUUGACACCUUCAUCAGAAUAUGUCAGUGUCCAAGUUUGCCAAAUUUAAAGGUUCCGGAGCUGCCUGAAUUACCAUCAUUAUCUACAACAAUAACUAAUGUUCUCCCAGAAAUAAAACCUAAUAUAGAAGAAGCAGACACUUAUCAGGAUGAUGAUGGUACAGCAAAUGUGAAAAUAAUAAUAGUAUGCGUCAUAGCAGCUAUUUUUGGGAUCAUCUCUAUGGUUAUCGUAGUUGGGUUAAUUUACACAAAGUGUAUUAAGAAAAGUGACGAUCAUACGAUACCACAACCCAACAACUCACCUAACGAAACAUAGGGAGUGCCGUCAAAGGAUAUUAAAGAAUUUAUUUAAAAAGGUUGAAACUUGGGCUUCGGUAUUCCUAAAUUGUUAAAUUUAUUUAACGAUGAAACUAGAAAGAAAGGGGCCUACAAGAGCAAGAAUUAAUGAUGAUCAUCAUGAGGAAUUGAUUAUCGCAAAGUAGGUCAGAGAUCAGUGCUGGAUGCGAAGGGUAGGAGUGGCUUAAUGAAGUGGUGAGCAGUUGGUGCUACAAACAUAAACAAAAACACCGCCUACCGGUAAACUUACUGUAGGGAGUGGCAGCAAAGGAAGUCAUAACCGCAAGUAAAGUUCAGAGGGAGGAAGACAUGAUAUUUGAACGGACAUGUCAGCCUUAUUUUUCAACAACCUAUUUGAAAGUAACCAAGAUUAUGGAUUUGACGGUACCAACGAUUAUGGACUAAUACAGCGUUUAUUGGGCAAUAUUUAUAAAAAAAAAAACCCCAUUAAUUUACUACUGCGCAUAAAAGAAAUAUUGUACAAUUUUUAAGAAAGGCUCAGUCAGAGGGAGGAAGACAAAAUAUUAGAUAGGAUAUGUCAGAAUUAUUUUUCAACAAUCUACUUCAAUUUAAUUCAGUUUACUACCAUGCAUAAAAGCAAUAUUGUACAAUUUUUAAGCAGAGUGUUUUUAAUAAUUCAUUUUAUUCCAUUUAAUUAUUUUAACAUCAAAAUAAUAAAAAUAAUAAUAAAAAAAUGAAAUCAAGUUUUUUAAAUAAAAAUCACAAUGGCUUAUAAAU
This is a messenger RNA of Anneissia japonica, 2356 nucleotides long. RefSeq lists its product as uncharacterized. The coding region runs from base 1263 to 1598 and encodes 111 amino acids. The transcript is spliced from 4 exons. Lineage: Eukaryota; Metazoa; Echinodermata; Crinoidea; Comatulida; Comatulidae. The record is from RefSeq and is a predicted model, not a curated record.